Ylistrum balloti is the source of this 1959-nucleotide messenger RNA. RefSeq lists its product as uncharacterized. The transcript is spliced from 3 exons. NCBI's taxonomy places the organism in Eukaryota, Metazoa, Mollusca, Bivalvia, Pectinida, Pectinidae. Bases 33 to 809 code for a protein of 258 amino acids. The record is from RefSeq and is a predicted model, not a curated record.
AUGAGUGACAGAAUAGUUUGUACCAAAUCAAUAUGAACACAUUAUUAGUAUUUGCUGCCAUGUGGAUUUACUUCGUAGAGGGGGACAAGGUAGCGCUGCCCUCGUUUCAGAAGCUGCGAUAUAAUUACCCAGGAUACCACAGUCAUAGGGGUAGAUUCACUCACCGGAUGCUGCUCCGGAUGAUUGGAUGUGAUACCGAGCAUUUACUUCACGACACAAGCGCUCUCAGGUUGUCUUUCACACUCAACAAGAUUGGAAACGAGCACUCCUUGGGACGCGAGCCUAUCAAGUUGUCAACUUAUGGCCAUGACAGUGUAGAGGGCAGCAAUGGCUUACAGUAUAUCUACCACCCUCUAGCCUACGGGCCAUUUUUGGUGGAUAAAUAUGGAUACCCAAACAUUUCAGUUCUCCAUCAAACCGAUCCCAUAGCAACCAAGGACAAGUUCUGGGGGAAACAAGGAAUAAUGGAAGUCAUUACCUACACCAAGAAAGGAAACAAUGCUAAGGGACAUAUUGUGUUGUGGGAUUGCGACCAUAUACAUCAGGCUAGAGACUGGAUAUCUCGUCAUACUCUGAUCACAGUGGAAUUCUGGGCUUCACCUGAUUCGGACUGCAGUCGGAUGAAAAAGAAAUCAGCAUCAAUAUCAAGACAAAAAGCAGUUGAUCCAAUUCGCCAUCUAAAGAGAAGACUCUUGAGCAAGAUAAAAGCCAAACAGUUAUCGGCGAGUAAUUACAAAUAUUUGAUAAAUAAAUCACAGAAGUACAAGUUGUUGAACAAGAUCCGAUCCAAAGGACAAAGAACUGGCUGAUUGACAGGGGGAUUGUAACAUUUAAAGAAUGCAUAAACUACUUGGAAAUAAUGUUCCUGUGGAGUUUAUGAAAUAAACAUACCUAGUCUAUUGCUACCCCAGCAGAUCUCGACAUAUGACGUCCGACGUUUCAUACAUGUCACGUGGAUGACGUCUUUCUGAUAAGAAAGAAAUAGACGAAUCUUGUAAUCUUCAUCAAGGACGAGUAUUCAUGCUUUCUGGAACAAGAAGAAUAUGACAUAACGAAAUUAUAACAUUGAAAACUUAUCCUUUCAAGCCAAGGAAUAUUGAACAAUGUAUAUGGACGCAUAUAUGGGUUUGAAAGGCAGAUCACAAAUCCUUUUUUGUUGUUUUACUGGAAUAUUUUCAUCAAUGAUCAACUGGAUGUCUUCGUGAUUGAUAUAAUGAUCGACAUCCCUUAUUUCAGGAAUACACACACUGACCAAAUGGACACUAUGCAAUGACUUUUGUGCAAUUUUGUUGUGUAUGAAAAAACAAUCAAUAUAAUUAAUCGCCAAAAUGAAAUAUAGAUAACACAUUAUUACAAUUUCAGUGAACGUUAAUUUUCCUUAUUGAAUAUCUAGUGUUGCAAUUAUCAUAAAACAACUUAAUCCGGUAGAAACUUGAUCGUUGCUCAGUGUGUAAAAUAUCAGCACUCAAAUAAGAUUUAUUUGAAAGCAUGUCCAAAUGAAAUACUUAAUUAAAAUGCAUGUUUACGUUACUUUAAUUUGCUUCAUAAAUUUUCCAUUUCGAACAAAUACAACAAUUUAUAUUUGUUCACAAAAGCUUUAUCGUAUGAUUAUCAGUCCCAUUAACCCGAUACUGAUUCAAUUGAUGCUUCUGUUAUCAUGAAUCUUAUUUUUGCUGAAAUGGAUAGAAAAUCGGUGCUUCCCAAUAGAUGCAUAUGAAUAUGUAUACGGUGCUUUAUAAGACAAAUGAAUAAACAUGAGAACCAAAUCGGUCGAUUAUAUUUACUGUUAAUUUGGAAUAAAUCAAUGAAUGCAUUGAUUUACAUUUGAUAUGAGCUUUAACUACACUGUACCUGUAAAUAAUGGCAUUACAAUGACAAUACCUGUGUUCAAUUGAAUUCAAUUAAGUGUUGUUAUGAAUAUCCAUAAGUGAUUAUUAGAAUAUUCAUAAAUAUUCAUGA